Asterias rubens (European starfish) is the source of this 4117-nucleotide messenger RNA. Its product is annotated as tubulin beta chain-like. Gene Ontology annotation, molecular function: structural constituent of cytoskeleton; GTPase activity; GTP binding. NCBI's taxonomy places the organism in Eukaryota, Metazoa, Echinodermata, Asteroidea, Forcipulatida, Asteriidae. The transcript has 3 exons. Gene Ontology annotation, cellular component: cytoplasm; microtubule. Gene Ontology annotation, biological process: microtubule cytoskeleton organization; mitotic cell cycle. The record is from RefSeq and is a predicted model, not a curated record. The coding region runs from base 123 to 1466 and encodes 447 amino acids.
UGUCAACGAAUAAGGGGGUGCAUUCUGUCAAAGCUCACCAGCCGCGAAGGAGGAGAGAACAUCACGACAAAUUUGUCUAACCCUGAGUACUUUUUAAAACUCCAUAUUUUUUUCCAGUCAACAUGCGUGAAAUUGUACACAUUCAAGCUGGGCAGUGCGGCAACCAAAUCGGUGCCAAGUUUUGGGAAGUGAUCUCUGAUGAACAUGGCAUUGACCCCACCGGCACAUACCAUGGAGACUCCGACUUGCAGUUGGAGAGAAUCAACGUGUACUACAAUGAGGCCACAGGUGGCAAAUAUGUACCAAGAGCAGUACUCGUUGACUUGGAGCCAGGCACCAUGGACUCUGUCCGAUCUGGACCAUUUGGACAGAUCUUCAGACCAGACAACUUCGUUUUCGGACAGAGUGGAGCUGGAAACAACUGGGCAAAGGGUCACUACACAGAGGGCGCUGAGCUUGUUGACGCUGUCCUUGAUGUAGUACGCAAGGAGGCAGAGAGCUGCGAUUGCCUACAGGGUUUCCAACUAACACAUUCCCUUGGUGGCGGCACCGGCUCCGGCAUGGGAACACUCCUCAUCAGCAAGAUCCGUGAAGAGUACCCAGACCGCAUCAUGAACACCUUCAGUGUUGUGCCAUCACCCAAAGUAUCUGAUACUGUUGUAGAGCCGUACAAUGCCACUCUCUCUGUCCAUCAGCUUGUAGAAAACACAGAUGAGACAUACUGCAUCGACAAUGAGGCACUGUAUGACAUUUGCUUCCGUACCCUGAAGCUGACCACCCCAACAUACGGUGAUCUCAACCAUCUUGUGUCUGCUACCAUGAGUGGUGUUACCACUUGUCUCAGGUUCCCUGGCCAACUCAAUGCCGAUCUCCGCAAGUUGGCUGUCAACAUGGUCCCCUUUCCUCGUCUUCAUUUCUUCAUGCCUGGCUUUGCUCCUUUGACCAGCAGAGGCAGCCAACAAUACCGUGCCUUGACCGUUCCAGAGCUGACCCAACAGAUGUUCGAUUCCAAGAAUAUGAUGGCCGCCUGCGAUCCUCGUCAUGGUCGCUACCUCACAGUAGCUGCCAUUUUCCGUGGUCGCAUGUCCAUGAAGGAGGUUGAUGAGCAGAUGCUGAAUGUCCAGAACAAGAACAGCAGCUACUUCGUUGAAUGGAUCCCAAACAAUGUGAAGACUGCUGUCUGUGACAUCCCACCACGUGGUCUUAAGAUGUCCGUCACCUUUAUCGGCAACAGCACUGCCAUCCAGGAGCUGUUCAAGCGCAUCUCUGAGCAGUUCACCGCUAUGUUCAGGCGUAAGGCUUUUCUGCAUUGGUACACUGGUGAGGGUAUGGACGAGAUGGAGUUCACUGAGGCUGAGAGCAACAUGAACGACUUGGUGUCUGAGUACCAGCAGUACCAGGAUGCCACCGCUGAGGAGGAGGGAGAGUUCGACGAGGAGGAGGAAGAAGGAGACGCUGAUGCUUAGAAAGUCUUAAUUCUCAAAUGAUGGAAAUAUUAUGGCUUUGGUCACACGAGGCAACUUUUACAGGCAACUUGGAGGCAACCAACUGCAGUGCAUGCAUAUAUACAGGACCACUUUGGUAGCACAUGUUUCACUUCUUUACAAAAUCUUGCGUUUCCAAAGAAUUUUUAGUGAACCUUCAAAAAUGAGAAUGGAUUCUCUUCUUGGAGAUUUCCUGGAACUGGUUGCCUGUAAAUUGCCCCUUGUGACUAUAACGAACAUGUUAAGCAAAUUUUGCCAGAUGUUCACCUUCAAACAUUUGCGUUAAUAAUUGCUCGUCUUGUAUGAUAUUCCUCUUAUGGGGCGUGGCUGCUCCCCUCGCAUCGUAGGGUUUUAAAGUCUGCACUCAAGUUGGAUUGUUAGGCCCGAAUGGACUAAAUAAAGUAUUGAGUGAACUCUUUCAUGGCACAAGACUGGUUUUUAGUUUGCAAAUUCAGAUGGGUUAUUAUAUUAUUUGCAUAUUAAGAUCGAAGACUGUUUCACAAAGUGUCCUAACAUGUUGCUAUUGCUGUUCAUUGCCUUUAAGAGUUAGUUCCUAUACCACACAAAGACUUUGGACCAAAGGUUGAGAAAUCGAAUCACUACGAAAAUGUCAUCAUCCGUAUAGAUCCUCGCCAAAUAUCGAACUCGCCUGAGAGGAGUGUUUCAAGAUCGCACUGAAUAAAAAUCUGAUUCAGAUAUGUGUUUAACGACAAGGUGUGUGGAGAAUUUCGGCGGGAGAGGCCAACAGCCGAUUUCACGAAAUCCUUUCUCGAGUUAGGACGAGUAAGUCGUCCUUACUUGGAUAAACGUCUAUGAAUACGAAACUUAACUCGUCUUAAGUCCUAGUCCUAAGAUAAAUCCAAGCUAGAAAAAGUUAGGUGAAAUUGACAGUAGGCCUUUAGAAUUUCAUCUUUGAGGGACCAAGGCCAUUUUCGGUUUCGAAAAUAUUCAAGUCCGAAUGGGAAUCGUUCGAAUUGGCACCAAGGCCAGACCAAACGGAGGCACUGACCACUGUGGCAUCCAUGUAAUUGCAUGCCUGGAAUACAGUUCGACCACCACCCCACACACUGAAAAUAUUCAAGUCCGAAUGGGAAUCGUUCGAAGGGGCACCAAGGCCAGACCAAACGGAGGCACUGACCACCGUGGCAUCCAUGUAAUUGCAUGCCAGAAAGACAAUUCGACACCUACCCCACCCAUAUUUUUAUUUUUAUUUUUUACAAAUGUAUAUUAUUUAUUUGUGCUCGGUCGAUUGAUGUCCGUCAGUACUCAAUGUAAUAUACAAUGUUUGUGCAGUCGUUUUUCUCAAAAUACUAAUAUUAACGAGGGAGGUGCAAAAAGCUAGUAUUGUCAACACAAAACCACCAUAAAACUCAAUUGUACCUUCCCAUUUAAAGGGCCUGUAUUUAAACGUUUGGUAAUGACUCUGCAAAAGAAUGGCAAUAAAAACUUGGAUAGUGUUCUGAUAAACACUGUUCACUUCGAGGUAGCAGUUAUAGAAAAAUAUAUUACUUUAGAAUCUGAAUAGCGUUACUGACAAUAACGUUUCCCAGAGUGUGUAUUCCAACAUAGCCACUUCAGAAUUUCGGCAAUGAUCUUAAAAACGAUACCACAUUUCUAAAAUGUAUUUUUCACAGGUUAGUGUUAUGGUAUUAUUUUUUAUAUACAGAAAUAAUGAUUGUAACGAACAGUGUGUUCCGAUUACCAAACGUAGGCCUAUACACUGAUCCCUUCUCAAACGGAGAAUAAUUAAGAGAGAAAUUAAUAUUCUGAUCUUCUAAAUUAUUGUGGCGAAAUUUAUAAGUGUUGAUAAAGAAAACCGGAUGGCAUUGUGAAUAGCAAUCUAAUCUUAUUUUAAAGUGUGUUCCAUGUUAAACUUGUGUUGUGCUUAAUUAACUAUCGAAGAAAAGCUCUUCUUUGUGUAUAAACUCGCAACGUUGCCUUUGGGAUGGGUGCUUUGCGCUAUUGUCAUAAAAUGAAGAUUAUUGAGAAGAUUUUUUAAAAGUUGAAUAAAGCCUAACAUGAUUCAUAAAAAAUAUUCCUCGAAUUGUUUUGGUUUUCCUUGCACUAAGUGAACUAUACACGGUCUGCCAAAAAGUUGUUUGACUCCCGCAAAAUUACGGAACUUGUUAGGUCACGAAGUAAAUGGAAAACAAAACACAUUCGAGUAUUUUGUGUGAAACAUUAUAUAAUUCUACUUUUCAAACACCUUUCCAACCAUAUUCAUAUAAUUCAAAACAUACACAUUCAACGUUAUUUUGUGUGAAUCAUUAUACUUUUCAAGCAGCCUUUCCACUGCCACAUUUCAUCGCCGUUAUUGCUCAAAGCACCAAAUCCGAGGACAAGUGCCCCUUUCCUCUUCUAUGACUCUACAUGAAUUUUCUGUAUUUUUUGUUCUGUAUAUACGAGCCAGAAAACAAUGGAAAGCAUCGAGGGAAUAACAACGUUUUUGUUGUGCAAACGAAUGACAUUUUAACGAAAGCAUAAAUUCAAACUUCUUCUUAAACUGCGCUCAUUAUUUUCUUGGUCAAUAAAAGUUCGGCAUUUCACUUACUUGGUCAAUUUCUUCCUUGUAAAAUUGUGUGAAAACAUAACUAAUGAACCCUAGCCUUAACAAUAAAUUAAUCUCUCCUGAA